Molecule: messenger RNA, 2133 nt
Organism: Phragmites australis (common reed)
Lineage: Eukaryota; Viridiplantae; Streptophyta; Magnoliopsida; Poales; Poaceae
Product: transcription factor TGA2-like
Exons: 11
Coding region: 495-1961 (488 amino acids)
Biological process (GO): regulation of DNA-templated transcription; DNA-templated transcription
Molecular function (GO): DNA-binding transcription factor activity; sequence-specific DNA binding
Source: RefSeq, a predicted model, not a curated record
CUCUCUCUUCUCUCUCUAGAGUGGGUUAACGGAGAGGAAGGGAAGAGAAAAUAAAGCCGGGCUGAUCAUUAGAUGCAGCGAGCAUGGAGCCAAACAGAAAGUCUGUUUCGCCAUCAAUGGCUCAACACCUUCCUUCCUGGAAUCCAUAGAGAGGAAUGAGGCUAGAGAUAUAUCAGCAAGCAUUAGAGCACUAGAACACAACUACUAGUAAGUAGUUUGUUAGUAUUAGAUAGCUAGGUUCCAAGGGCCAUCACAAAUGACUAGAGUCCUAGAAAGAUUUGGUCAUGAGGUAGUUCGCUAGAGUGGAGGGAUAGAGGUGUUGCUUGGCCGCUAGCCUCUCAAGUCAAAGCGUAUUUAGGUCUCUGGCCGGAGUGGAGAGAUACACGUACGUGUAUGUCUAGCAGCUAGCCUCCCUCUCGGCGUGUGCGUGUCUGUCGGUGUGCGCCUGCAGCAGCAGCAGCAGCAGCCCUUUGAUCGAUCCCUGUGAAAGAUCGAUGGUGAGUGGCAGCAGCCUCAAGGAGCAGCAGCAGGAGAUGAACAUCUCCUUCGGGAUGAACCACCAUCACCAUCACCAUCACCCUCUUUCCUCGUCUUCCUCUUCCUCCAUGCAUGCCGCCGCCGCCGCCGCCGCGAGCUUCAUGAGCAACAAGGAGGCGUCAGGAGCUUAUGACCAUCUGGGAGAUCUGGACCAAACGUUGUUCAUGUACCUGGAUCACGGCAGCCAUGGCGCCAUGCACCAAGAGCAAAGGCAGACACUCAACAUCUUCCCUUCCCAGCCCAUGCAUGUGGAGCCAUCGCCGAAGGGGGAGAUUAGUUUAGUUCUGUCCCCAGGGACGGUGGGAUCCAAGCAGCCUAGGUCACCGGAUCACCAUCGCCAUCAGCAGCAAGCAGCAGCCAUGGAGGAGUUGGCAGGGAGCAGAAGGCAGGAUCACCGCCACCUGCAGCACCAACCCUUUGCUGCUGCUGAGACUGCAGCAGCAGCAGCAGGGAUCAAGGAUGUGAAGCCGGUGGCCAAGAAAGAGCACAGGAGGGGCGCAUCGACUGCUGAACGCGACCCAAAAACGCUGAGAAGGCUGGCCCAGAAUAGAGAGGCAGCAAGGAAAAGCAGGCUAAGGAAGAAGGCUUACAUCCAGCAGCUCGAGUCCAGUAGGAUCAGGCUUGCUCAGCUCGAACAAGAACUGCACACUGCAAGAGCUCAGGGAGUUUUCUUCCCCAACAGCAGCCUCCUCGCCGAUCAAGGCGUCGCCGGCAAAGGCGUCCCCAUCGGCGGCAUCGACGGGCUCAGCUCAGAGGCGGCAAUGUUCGACGUGGAGUACGGGCGGUGGCAGGAGGAGCACUACCGGCUGAUGUACGAGCUGCGGGCGGCGCUGCAGCAGCAACUGCCGGAGGGGGAGCUGCAGAUGUACGUGGAGAGCUGCAUGGCGCACCAGGACGCGAUGGUGGGCAUCAAGGACGGCGUCAUCAGGGGCGACGUCUUCCACCUCAUCUCCGGCGUCUGGAGAAGCCCCGCGGAGCGGUGCUUCCUCUGGCUCGGCGGCUUCCGUCCGUCCGAGGUCAUCAAGCAGAUGCUGCUGAGCCACGUGGAGCCUCUGACGGAGCAGCAGAUCGUGGGCGUGUACGGGCUGCAGCAGUCGGCGCUGGAGACGGAGGAGGCGCUGAACCAGGGCCUGGACGCGCUCUACCAGUCGCUCUCCGACACCGUCGUCUCCGACGCGCUCAGCUGCACCUCCAACGUCGCCAACUACAUGGGCCAGAUGGCCGCCGCCAUGAACAAGGUCUCCACCCUCGAGGGCUUCGUCAGACAAGCGGAGAACCUUCGGCAGCAGACGCUCCACCGGUUGCACCAGGUCCUGACGACGCGGCAGAUGGCGCGGUCACUGCUGGCCGUGUCCGACUACUUCCACCGCCUCCGCACGCUCAGCUCGCUCUGGGUCACCCGCCCCAGGGCGCCGCAGGAGUAGCAGGGCCACAGCUAGUCGUCGUCGCCGUCAGCUGAUCAUCGAUCGCAAGGACGCACGCACGCAUGCGUCCAUGCAUGGAGCCAUGGACGCAUGCAUGGUGUUCGUUCGUCAGUUCAAGGAACAGACCAGACCUUGCAGGUAGUAGCUAGCUAGUGAAGACUGAAGAGAGAGU